Rotaria sordida is the source of this 627-nucleotide messenger RNA. The record is from the annotation of a GenBank genome assembly. NCBI's taxonomy places the organism in Eukaryota, Metazoa, Rotifera, Eurotatoria, Philodinida, Philodinidae.
AUGGAUAUUCGUGGAUGGCGAUCGCAACAAAACGAAACUUACAUGAUUCAAUACAAACCUAAAGGUGCUGAAGCACAUUUACCAGCUUCGCAAAGUUAUACAAUGUUUAAUUUCAAUCUCGAUUAUCCAGAACCGACAAAAAGAUAUGAUUCACCAGACAUAUGUGAUUUAAAACGAUCUGGUUUUGGCAAAGCUCCAUGUUUGAGUUAUUUUGAAAUACAAGAUAGACCAGUUAAAACCAUUCGUGCACGUACUGCUCGCGAUGAUUACGAUAGUGAUGAAUAUAUAAGUACCGUUUAUUUAUUAUUUACACAUGGUAUUCCAUCAGAAGCUGAACAUUUAUUCGAUUUACCUGAUCAAUGGCCUUCUUAUUGUGGCAAUGAAAACACAGGUUUUACUAUAGAACCGUACCAUGGAUUUGUAGUUUAUUCACUUGGUGACCAAGUCAAAGUUGCAUUUAAGGUACAACCAAAUUGGUAUUACAAUAGUACACAAUGUGCUAAAUUUAAUACAAUUGUUUUCGAUACAGAAAAUUGGCAAGAACCACAACAAGUCGACAUGCCUUUUGGCGAUUACGGUUGUUGCACAUACCGAAUUACUGCAAACGGUGGUGAAUACAAUUGGUAA